AUGUUCUACUUGAACUCAAAUGGGGCUCUUUUCGAUAGAUACACUCAUUUACAAAUCAACUUGGUUUUCACGAUAGACUCAAUUGAAUCACUCGUUUAUGCUGCACACACGCCGCCUCAUAAUUCAUUUGGCACGAUAUUCAAGAUAUCGCAAUAUAUUUUCAUAAAGGAAACAACUCACAAGCGCACGCUGUACGAACCUGAAUUCUCACAUCCUGACUCCAAAUCAAAGAAAGAAAGUCUUCACUGCGGAAAAGUGCCAAAGGAACAUUUACAAACUAUUGGACAGGGAAGCGAAAUUCUCAUAUGCAUCUUGUUUACAGAACUGAAUACCCAUCUUCUCUUUGAACGCCUGUUCCUGAACUUUCAUGGAUAUUCAUUGACUGUUGCUCAAAUCCAAGCAAAUGCUACAAAGCGACUCCACAAAUUCCGUAAUAGAUUUCACUUUUCAAGAGACGUAAAGAUUCAAUUUCAUCCUUCCUUUGCUUUGAAGAAAGUUGAUAUGAUUGGCAUACCCAUCACCAUUGACAAUUACCGAUCACAAGUGGUGCGAUUUGUGGGCGAAUUUGUGGAGGACAGUCUUGGAAUUCUGUUGGCUCGCCCCGAUUCCAAUCCGUAUAUGUUCCAAAUGCUUCAACCAUUCAGGUACCACGUGUGGAUUCUGUUUGCUGGAUCCCUGCUGCUAGUUGGCUAUUUGGCUCACACGGUCAAUCGAUUCAGUCCACUUGUUGAACAUCCUCCCAAGUCCAGCCCAAUGAAUACGACCGUUCCGAUGAGGGAAACCAUGUGGUCUUCAUUAACGUGCCUACUGUUUCAAGUGCUACAAAGCGACUCCACAAAUUCCGUAAUAGAUCUCACUUCUCAAGAGUCGCAAAGCGGAUUCUUGAGAAAACAUACUACCCGCAUGCCUCCCUCAUCAGUAGUAUCACCGUUACACUCGUACAAAUCAAGUCCGGUUUUCACAAGCUAUCACGUGCAGUGCAGGCGCCGCGGACAACACACUUACCCUUUGGCGAGUUCAGCCCGAAUCAUCUUGAUGUCAUUCUGGCUUCUGGUUCUAUUGGCCCAUGCAUUUUGGGAAGCGGAUAUGACCGCGCACCUGACCCGCAAUAACUUCAUGCUCCCAUUGAACACCUUCGAAGAGCUUGCAGCUCAAGAUUGGAUCAAGCCGAUUCUGGUCAGAGGAACUUCAACCUAUGCUUUUUUUCAGGAUACCGGUGGCCUUCAACAAUACGCAAAAAUCUACAGCAAAGCGGUGGCGAGUAACCUGAUAUUCGACAACUUCUCCGCAGCAAUCGAAUUCUUGUUGCAUAACCCCGAGCAUGCACUCGUGGGCCGAAGGACCCCAUUGAGCUACGCAGCGCUUAAGCACUGCGACAAACUUGCUUUCGCAUCCAAGACUGUGUUUCACGGACAUUCGGGUUUCGCUACGUUGCCUGAACAGAACUUCGUCGAUGCAUUGUCGAAAUAUCUGUCUAGACUGAAGGAACAUGGAGUCAUCGAUCGCUUGAGAAAAAAAUGGUGGUUUACCGUGGAGAAAUGCACCAACCGGGAGGCAGAAUACAGACAAAUCAAUUUGCGUAAUUCACUCGGAGCCUUGAUAAUCUUGAUACUAUUUAUUUGUUUGAGCAUUAUUGCACUUGCGGUCGAACUGGCCUGGAAGACGAUUCAACGUCGGAAUGUGAAGGCUCCAACAGUCAGUGUCCCGGCAACUGCUGAGAUCAGAUGCUCUCGGACUGUAUCCGCAGCUGGCGACCGUAUGAGACCCCUGGAAGUGAAACAACAAUCAAAGCAUCACUGUGACGCUGCCCCUGAAAAGAAAUGCGAAACUGAUUCGGUUUCACGCAAACGAAACAUUCGUCCUUGA
Molecule: messenger RNA, 1866 nt
Organism: Opisthorchis viverrini
Lineage: Eukaryota; Metazoa; Platyhelminthes; Trematoda; Opisthorchiida; Opisthorchiidae
Exons: 9
Coding region: 1-1866 (621 amino acids)
Source: RefSeq, a predicted model, not a curated record